Molecule: messenger RNA, 437 nt
Organism: Struthio camelus australis
Lineage: Eukaryota; Metazoa; Chordata; Aves; Struthioniformes; Struthionidae
Source: RefSeq, a predicted model, not a curated record
AUGACGUCCCCGUCCCCAGGGGUGGCCACAACGCUGACGCCGCUGGUGGUGUACGGCGUGGUGGAGCCCCCCGGCGUCCCCGAGCCCGACCCCGACCGCCUCCUCUUCCACCCCAACUGCGGGCAGAAGGCCGCCAUCGUCAACGAGGGGCGCACGGCCCUGCGGCCACACGCCACCGACGACUUCAACCACGGCGUGGUGCUCAGCGGCCGGGCGCUGCGCGACAACGAGCUCUUCCAGGUACGCAUCGACAAGAUGGUCGACAAGUGGGCCGGCUCCAUCGAGAUCGGCGUCACCACCCACAACCCCGCUUACCUCCAGCUGCCCUCCACCAUGACCCCCUGCCCCCCCCGAGGGGGUGUCACCGCCAUCCGCCCGGAGGACCUGGAGUUCCCCAACACCAUGACAGACAUCGACUACGACACCUGGAUGCUGAG